AUGCAGAGAUCAUCGAGCAGUUCUGUAGUGACUGAAGAGUUGUUCAAGAAUGGAAACACAGACAAAGACCAACAAGAACUGCCUACUUAUGAUCCACUUUCUCACGUUGGAAAGAAGGAAAGGUCUCGUCUCAGAUCUGCUGAGAAUGCAAUCCAUGUGAUCCCUCUCGUUCUUGUUCUCUGUGCCAUCGUUCUCUGGUUCUUCUCCAACUCCCCAGGUUUUGCUGUAGAAAUAGAGCUCAAGUAUUUCAACCCAAUCUGA
Messenger RNA from Dovyalis caffra, 261 nucleotides. The record is from the annotation of a GenBank genome assembly. Lineage: Eukaryota; Viridiplantae; Streptophyta; Magnoliopsida; Malpighiales; Salicaceae.